AACAAAAUGAGCUCCGAUAUAGAAUCGACGUGCGAACUCCUUAAGGAACGCUUUGAUCGAGACGCCCGAUUUCACUACCGAAAAUUGAUCGCCUCUGGGAGCUAUGGUUCUGCCCAUCACGUACGAUAUACCGAUCCGAGUAGACCGGACUUAACGGAUUUCUUAGUAAAAAAAGCUUUCGGCAAUAGGGACGCAAUGUCUAUGAUGAGGUCAGAGAGACAAUAUCUGACGAGGUUGCGCGGCGCCAAGCAUAUAGUUAAAAUACUCAACAUCGAAAACAAUCCCCUAGUAGAUGAUCCAGAAGCUUUUUCUAUCCGACGCAACAGCGGAACCGGCGAGUGGAUUAUAUUAGAAUGGAUACCAAAUGGCACGAUGGCAGAUUUCAUAGUCAACGCCUCCGACCUUGGAGUAGAAUACCUCCCGAAUCGUUUACUCUGGAGGUUCUUCUUCUGCUUGGUAAGAGCCUGCUGUGGUUUGGCCUGGCCCAAUAAUCGCACGGACGACCUAGUAGUGGACGAAGUCCCAGUACCGGGCGUUCCACCCUCGGGUAUUGAACAUAAAGACCUUCACCAUGGGAAUAUCCUUAUGGGUGACUUUCUUCCCGAACCAGAGCACGGAAUCUCACCGAUUGUAAAGUUCGUCGACUUCGGUCUGGCCGGCGAGUGGACUUUUGCGCAUGGUGCAUAUCGUCAUGGCGUGGCGCGCAACGUAUGGGAUAUUGGCCAGGCCAUGGUCAAGUUUAUUACUAUGAAUCCAUACAUACGAGUCUCUAGGCCGGGUGAGGGGCAGCACACAGAGAUAAAUCAUAUGGGUGUGAGAAUCGAAACAAUGGCCACUGCGAUUCUUCCAGUCGGUAGCCAGGGCGGGCCAAAUCCCUGGCUUGACGACGAUUUGACGUUCGCCGUCGCUAGGUGCCUAGCGUCGGAUCCUGGACAGCGUCCGAACCUACACACCUUAUUCGCUUGGUGCUCGCUUGCAGCGAACAGAGGCGAAGAUCAUUAUCGUGGUGUUGCGACGGAAACAGACGCGGUCGUAAAAAGCCUCUGUCAAGAAAUCAUUACUGGUCCCCCAAGAAGGUAA
Molecule: messenger RNA, 1080 nt
Organism: Annulohypoxylon truncatum
Lineage: Eukaryota; Fungi; Ascomycota; Sordariomycetes; Xylariales; Hypoxylaceae
Product: kinase-like protein
Exons: 6
Coding region: 7-1080 (357 amino acids)
Biological process (GO): protein phosphorylation
Molecular function (GO): protein kinase activity; ATP binding
Source: RefSeq, a predicted model, not a curated record